Spirodela intermedia is the source of this 6851-nucleotide messenger RNA. The record is from the annotation of a GenBank genome assembly. NCBI's taxonomy places the organism in Eukaryota, Viridiplantae, Streptophyta, Magnoliopsida, Alismatales, Araceae.
AUGGCGCUGACGGGUGUGAAGAUGACGGAGGAAGUGUGGCUGGCCUGUCUCAGCCACGCCCUCUCAACGGAGAGCGAGGAGAUCAUGGGACUUCUCCUCGGCGACACCCAGGUAAGUUUCCCCGUCAAUUUCUAUUUCCGAUUUACUUUUCUUCACGUCUUUCACGGCGAGGCGGUCUCGGCCUUGGUCUCCGACUUGGGUUUUCUGUAUUCGUAAGCGGUGAUCGACGGUGGUAGGCGGGAGGUGCUUUGGCGUUCAAGUAAUGUGGAGAAUUUUUGUCGUUCUUAUUCCUCGCAUCCUUCUUUUUGUGACGUUAGGGGCGGUAUCUUCGAGCAUGGCAAUAAUAAUAAUGGUUUGUUUAUGACCGGGUCACUUAUUUGUCUCCGUGCUUAUUCCUAUGUACGGACAUUGACAUCAGUUACUACAAUUGCUGGAGUUGCCUAUAUGCUGGAUCUGCGUGUUUUCGUUGUGUAUUGAAUAGGCCUUUGUUGGAACUUUUUUUGAUGCUUUUAGAGUGGAGGUAGUUUCACAUUCACUUUGGCUUUGAUAGACGCCUAUAUGAAGCUUAGACAUUGACAUCAGUUACUACAAUUGCUGGUGUUGCCUAUAUGCUGGAUCUGCGUGUUUUCGUUGUGUAUUGAAUAGGCCUUUGUUGGAACUUUUUUUGAUGCUUUUAGAGUGGAGGUAGUUUCACAUUCACUUUGGCUUUGAUAGACGCCUAUAUGAAGCUUAGAAAUGCAUUUUCUUCCUGUUCGUUCAUCUUCUUAUGGUUUGAGGAGUUUAAAUUGAAUAAUCUUUUACCCUUCACGGUUAUGAAUGGUUUCCUCUCUGAAAUAAGUAUAUUGAGGAAAUUAUUAAUGAAACACGUUAGUAUUUUUCUCAGUUUUUAUUUUUUAAUCCUGAUCUGGAUAUCUUGGUCAUAUUUAUGGCAUAUGAAAGCAUACUUGUAUGAAAAAAAUGUAUUUCCUGUCAGAUUGACUCUUCAUCUGUCGCCACAUGCCAUCUCAUACAGCAUCUAUUUAUCUGUGUGUGUGUGUGUGUGUGUGUGUUGUGUGUACAUCUAUAUAAAUUCGAUUUCCUAGUUUGAAUAUUUGAUGGAAGUUUGGGUUUGAUAAUAGCUGGAGAUAAUUGGAUUUUACUUAGUCCGAACCAUGUCAUUUUUUUAGUCACAACAACUGUCAUCAAAGAGCAGUGCUGGAGAUGAAUCCAAUGCCAUUUUCUUUCUGGACUUUAAGCCCGUUCUUAUGAAAUGAUAGGCUAAUUAUUUGAAGCUCUGUAAAAUAUGACCUAUUUCGUAUCCGAGUAUAAAUUAAUGUUAGAGGACAGAUGUAAGUUGAUGAACACUUUUCAUACUCAUAAUCUUAAAGCAGCCUUAUCUCAUUGAACUAAAGAUCAUUUAUUUGUUAAACGUGACUUGGACAAUGUAAACACGGUAAGCUCUUAUUAUCUGUCAAACUUUCUUUAAACUGUUGAAGAACAUCACUUUUCUGCAUUAGUCAACGUGAUUGCCUUUACUAGAGUCAUGAUAGGUGUUAUUUUAGACGAAAAAUGCCGCCAUUUUUUGGAACUAAUAGUUUCCUCAAAUGAAUUUUGCCAGCAUGCGGCUGAUGGAAGUGUAAUGGCUUUAAUUUGGGGAGCCUCACCUCAGGUGAGGUCUGACCGUCGAAAAGACAGAGUUGAGACUAAUCCAGAGCAAUUGGCUGCUGCAUCAGCGCAAGCUGAGAUAUCCAAAACAUUUGUCAUAUUCAUAGUAUUGAAACUCUCUCCAGAUUAUUUUGUAACAUUUUAUGGGAUGUAAGGUGUUUAAACUUGACCUAGUGUCACAGAAUGACACACAUAACAGGACGGACAACAAGGGUAAUUGGAUGGUACCACUCGCAUCCACACAUUACUGUCCUGCCAUCUCAUGUUGGUAAGCCAGAAUUAGUGAUGCAUUUGCAUUCUUUCCCUGGAAAAAAAAUGAAUGUGAGUUUUUCCUAGGCUGCUAAUAUUUAUCUUGUCUUAUUGCCUUCCUACACGUUUCUUAACUUUUGAUGUUCCGCAAUUUUUUUUUGCUCAAGUCAAUCUGGUUGCUUUCUUUUUUUGAGCUAAGCGCAUGCUUUCUGCCAGUGUUAGUGACCAUUAAGUGGCAACGAUAAUUUAAGGGAUUCAUAGUUACCUUGCUUGUAUUGGCAGCUCUAUUCCAUCCUAGUGUCUUACUGGCUCAACAGCAACAAGGGUUUACAUAUGGGAAAUAUGUUGUCCUUUCCAGUUCUAUCACUGCUGCAUUUUUGCAGCUCUCUUUGUUACAAUGUUGUGUGGAUCAACUGUAACGUGAUUGAUUUUUUUCGUUCCACUCAAUCUCACUGGGUUCAGAGCUUUUUCCAGGAGGAAAAAUAAUGGAGUUAAUCUUUUGAUUGCAGAAAAUUCGAUGUUUCUUUUUGGAAACUUCAUCAAAGGGCAUUUUCUGAUCACAUGGGUGAUAUACUGGAAAAAAGUGCACUCAGUAGACUUGAUGAAAAAUGUGAUGGGACAGUUCUUGGAUGGUUAGAAUGUCCUAAAUUCAGAAAGCAAAAGGGGAACAAUCCGUUUUUUAAUUUCUAUGUCCUCUUUUUGUGAAAUCUUUGCUAUAUUUUAAUAGAUGGAUACAGUUUUCUGAAAGCUGAUAACGUCUUAGUGGAUGGAUUAAACUGUUUCCAUAAGCAAGCAGGUGUCAUUACCAUAUUUAUACGAUUGUGAACAAACUUGAAGUACUUCUAUCUUAUGGAAAGUAAAUGCUAGGCGUCCUUCGUUUAGGUAAAAUUAGACUUUUAUUGAGUUUAUUGAAAUCCAGCGGUUCAUUCCUUGGCAACCAAGGGUCUGCUUCGACUAUGUUGGCUUUACUUCCCUCAGUUGCUCACUUUUUCCUUUUGGACAUAUCUGCCAUGGCUGACAAUUUUCGUGGAUAAAUUGUCUGGAAUUGAUUCUCAUUUAGAUGCUCAGGUGGAACUGAGUUUUUCAGAAAAGUGGAGAUUUAACCACAAGGGGAUGGAGAAUUUGACACAACGUCCAUGCUUGAAUUUUGUUACACGGGACAGAAAAUUCAGAUAUCUUUGAUUUUUCCCUUUAUUUUCUGAUAAAUGAUUUCGAAUAAAUAGCUUUGGAAGCUAUGAUCGAAAAUUAAAAUCGAAUCUGUGGCUGUGUGGUAUGUAAAUUCGCUUCUGAUAUUUAUGUCAGAGGCACAGUUUUUGCUAUCUUUCCAGUGUCUCAUAAAGUUCCAAGUAAAAAUCUAUUUUUUUUCUGUGAACCUAAUUGACGCAAUAAACUUGUUGAUGGGGAAUAUUCCGUGUUCAUUGCUUCAACCAGCUCCAUGAUCAUGCAAUUAGUCUCUUGAAUCUUGAAAUAGUUACCCAAAGGCAUUUUGUGUAACGUGUAGCCAGUGAAGCUUUCAAGUGAGCCAGGUAUUGACUUGCAUUUACCAUCGCGCUGACUAGGCACAGCCAGGCUGAGCGAAAUCUGCGUAAUUCAGGUCAAGCCUUUGGCAGGACCAUGCCCCCAUGCCCUCAUGCUUGAGGGGCUCCAUGAGCUGCUGAUGAAAGGCCUAAUACUGAGGGACGUAUUUUUUUUAUGGGGUGUUCUUCUGAAUAUUGAAAGAAAUAUGUUUCUUUAGUUCAAUAUGCUUCCAGGGUUACUAGAUAGCGUUUUGCUUGAUGCCUUGUAUGACGUUUCCAGCUUCACUGAUGGGAAACCUACAGACAGAUUUAUUUUCUCUCCAAUAUUUCAUUAAAUUUACUGAGUUGACCCCCUGCGAGUUACAACUAGCUAAUGCACGUGCAGAUAUACGAACUCAGGCAAUGUAUCAGCUAUUAGAUUCUGGAUUCGUUGGGUUGAUAUUUUCCUGUUUCAGUGAAGAUUCACAAAAGGUGUGGGCCAAAGUUUUCUAACUUGUUACAAUUGUCAUUGGUUUUUGUCCUCGUCCUACAGUGACAUAUGCUAAUCUGAGUUCUUUCAGAUUGGAAAAAUUCAGGUCAUAGCUUUUCAGUCCUUGAAUAAGAGUCAGCAACUCGCCUCAAUAAAGAAGUCUUCAGAUGUUGAGCUUGAAUCAUCCUGGAGUUCUGAGAAUACCUUGUCAACUUCAGGAUCUACAUGGAUUGAAGGACUGGAGAAAGAUUCAGGGGAUUCAAAAAUGGCCAAUGCCUCUAAAGUAUGUUCAAGAGAAGUUUGUCCAUUAUUCUCCGUAGUGAUUUAUCUUUCUCUUAUGUAUCUCCCAGAAAUGAAUACAUUUCUAGAUUGUCUGCAAUACCUCAUUAAUAUCCCAUUUUGAAGUACUGACGGAUGAUUCUCACCGUACAUGGAAUGUUGUUUUGGAUGAUUUUCAUCAAACUGAAUCCGUUUUAUUUGAAAGGGUGAAUAUUAAAAUUCUACUAAGUGUAGAUCGCUCUGUACCUUUGUUUCGAUAUCUUUUGUUCCAGAUUUUCUAUUCUACUUUUUUUAAUAUUAACUCAUACAUCAGGCCCUAGUGAAAUUCUCCGAAGGAAUGGAAGUCUCUAAUGCAGAUGGGAGCUAUCUGGGAGGGGAGAAGAUAGAGUCAACUGGUGUUAUACCCUAUGAUGCCAAUGUUUCGAGUAAAAUAGCUAUUGGUAUGGACUUACCAGACAUGACAGCCAGUAUGCAAGAAGCCCUGCAUCGGUCAAACAUGGAUGUGAGGUAUUAUAUGAAGAUGCAGCCGAGCAUAUUAAAACUGUGAUAGUUUGUAAUCUGAGAGGCCAAAGUUUUAGUUGGCUGCAUUCUUUGAUCACACAAUCUCGUAUGAGCUGUUUUUGACUUAUAAGUGGAGAUGCUUGAACUGUAUGCAUCAAAGAAUUAAGGAAGCUUAUUCUUUGCUACAAAGUGAAAGCCUAUGAUAUUUAUUUUCAAUCUUUCUUUUUUCGGGCUUGUGGAUGGAAGAGGGGUUGGCGGUUGACUUUUGGAUUAUAGUCUAGCAUAUUAUUUUAGUGCCUGAAUGCCAACUCUGAUUGUUUUCCUUUUUGUUAUUUUUCUCUCUAAUUUUAGUUUAGUUUCAAAUUUUAUUGGGCAAAAAUCUCGAAGUAUAUUUUCCUCCCCAGUGAAAUUCCACAUCCGUUUUUUCAUCAUUUCAUAUUCAAACAUGACCUCCCAAAUGAUUUAGCAUAUUAUUAUAUGUAGUUCGAAAAAAGAAACUUCGUUCUUAGAAAACAUGAUACACCAAACCACGAAAAUAGAGUGAGAUUUAAAAUUCUAAAAUUUUACUCAUUGAAUUUUUUUUGACCAUCAUACAAAUGCCGACUUUCUGCUUCUGUCAGAGAUAUUCAUGCAGUUCAUCGGUUGUGCUUGAACCCAAUUUUGUUCAACUUUCAGUUGUGAAAGAACUUUUGACACAUAAUUUCUUUCUAGGUGAAUUUUACCUUCUAAAGAUGUUGUGUUCCCCCAUUUAUUGAUAUCAGUAUUCUGAAGGCAACUUACUGGAUCUCUGUUGGAGAUAAGAGCUAUCAUAAUAUAUGAAUGGAAUAUAAAAUUUAAUAUUGAAAAUAGCAAACCUCACUGAAGGCUUAAUCUAUUGGACCAUUGGACAUAUACCUUCUUUCUGAGCCUGCCACUAUUUGUAGAAUGAUGCGACAUGUAGUGGGGAGACAGAUUGCUCCUCCAUUUCCCUUGAUAAGUAGUUCAUUUUCAACAAGAUGGAGUGGGUGAGAUUGUGUAGGAUUCAAAAAGAGCCUUCAGCUCUUUCUGGAUUGCUAGACUCAGUAAGAUUGUCUCAAAACCUGGUUGGUGUAGUACAGUGAUGAUGCAUGGGGAGUCUUUGAGAGACCGUGUGUUUUAAACUUUCAUAGACGUUUCCUUUCUUUUCAAUGAUAUUGCAGUGUUAAACACCUUGAACAAAAGAAUAGGUUCUUUGCAAGUUUGUAUCUCAUGCUACAAUCUUCAUCUCUCAAGGAAUUGAGUGAAGGAAAUCUUCAGUUUCUUUUCCCAUAGAUUUUGUAUCAUCUCUCAAUGACAUUGCUGUUUCUUCUGGCUUACUUAUAUAUAGACAUUGUAGUGAGUAGUAAACGCUGCAGUUGCCAGUCGGACUACUAUUGUGUUCUUAAUUUAUGAUUUUGAAUAAAGCGGUGCAGAGUACAUAAGGAAAGAGAUUCCUCUUCAGGUUUUGCCUAAUUGGUCUCUGUUCAAGUUUGAUUCUCCCUUGAGCUCCUUCACUGCUGUACAACAUGUACUUUUUGAGGAGGAACAAUCAGCAUAUAACCAGUCACUGCUACAUAAUACGAGGUAACUGUUUCCAUGCUUUACUUUCUCCAGUGAUAUGCCAUCAUCAUGUUUCCAUCUUUGAUGAUUUCCCUGUGAAUCAGAGAUGGGAAUAUGCACCCACUUGCAUUCGUUCAUCACACAUCAACAUACCAAGCCUCGCUGUGCAAGUUAAUGGAAUACUGGUCUGAACUGGAUCCUGUUUGUUUGUUUCCUGCCCAGACUCUGUAGCAGCGCCACUUUCUUUAAGUACGUCAAUUCUAAAAUGUUAACCUGUUUCUUCAGCUUGAUCCCGGCCAUAAAUGUGCUUCAGGACCGUCUAAAGGAAAACGAAAUCCAGGUGCUUCAGCCAUGAAUUUACUUAUAUAUAUAUAUAUAUAUAUAUGUUGGGAAGUGGUGCUAAUCUUGUUUUGUCGGAACAGUUGGCUAUGCUGACAGAAGAAGCCAAGUCCUUGGAGCUUGAGGUCCUCGGCAGAGAGAGCAGAUCGGCAGCAGAUUCUCAGCGGCGCUUGCAGUCUCGAGGAUCUCGAACAACUAAGCCUACUGCCCGAGGAGGCUCACCUUCCUCUGACUUCAUUGGUUUAGGAAGCGAGGGUAGCAUUUCUGGGCGAAGUAGAAACGCAUCCCAGCCUUAG